Dama dama (fallow deer) is the source of this 2939-nucleotide messenger RNA. It is a transcript of the gene BAALC, whose product is annotated as BAALC binder of MAP3K1 and KLF4. Bases 70 to 480 code for a protein of 136 amino acids. NCBI's taxonomy places the organism in Eukaryota, Metazoa, Chordata, Mammalia, Artiodactyla, Cervidae. Gene Ontology annotation, cellular component: cytoplasm. The record is from RefSeq and is a predicted model, not a curated record. The transcript is spliced from 3 exons.
CGGGGCUGAGCCGCCGCCGGAACCAAAAACCCAGCGGCCGCAGGGCGCGCCCGCAGCACGGGAGGGAGGAUGGGCUGCGGCGGGAGCCGGGCGGAUGCCAUCGAGCCCCGUUACUACGAGAGUUGGACUCGGGAGACGGAGUCCACCUGGCUCACCUACACCGACUCGGACGCGCCGCCCAGCAACGCCGCCCCGGACAGCGGCCCCGAGGCGGGCGGCCUGCACGCGGGUGUGCUGGAAGAUGGCGUGACCUCCAACGGCAUGCCCCGAUCGACAGCCCCGAGUGGAACAUCCAACCCAGAGAAGAAGAUGAGCUGUGGCACCCAGUGCCCGAACCCUCAGAGCCUCAGCUCAGGCCCCCUGGCCCAGAAACAGAACGGCCUCCGGACCGCAGAGGCUAAAAGGGACACUAAGCGGACGUCUGCAAAAGAAGUCACCAUUAAUGUCGCAGACAGCAUCCGACAAGUGGACAGAAGUUGAAGAAUCACAAAGAACUGCAUCAACUAGCAGAGUGUUCCCCCAGCUGAAGGGCAGAGGGACUUACUUCGUACCCAUCACAUCCUGGAUAUCGUCAAGGAACCUUGAAGAAGAGGUUGCCCUUGCUGCGUGGGAGCACGGCCAAGGGCUUUGGGAUGCUGUCUUCACCUGUUGAGACAUUCUCAGCCUCCUGUAUAUCACAUAAAUGCACUGGCACAGUAUUCCCAUAGGGUAAUAAACCACAAAUAUGUGUUCAGUUUGCCUCUUGUAACUCCUGCAGUGUGGUCUGAUAGAAAAAGGGUGAGCAAAAGCCACGGGCCAGUUUAGGGAACAGAAAAGUAGGAGGGGUAGGUUUCCGGCUGAGUCAGUUCUGUGCUCUCCUGGCCACGGUAGUAUGCCCUGCUUAAGGCCAACUUAUUCCUUCAUUCUUCCUUUUUUAAAAAUACUACAUCACAAAGCUUACUUAAAAGCUGGCUUUCACCCAACUUUCUUGAAUGAGGAAUCAAGAAACAGGAAAACUGUUACUCUUGUUUCCUUAGCUCAGCAUGAGACAGAUUCAGAUCCAUUUUUAUAUGAACCAACCCCACCAACAGCCAGCAUGUCCCCAGGAGGCCUCAGUGAUACAGUCACACCCAUUUCUCUCUCACCUGUCUUCAGCAUCCCCCCAGGCUGGGGUCCACAUCAGCCUCUGAACAACAAUGUUACAAUUUUGGUCACUUCAGAUGCCCUCAGGGCUCUGCAGAUGUUGCAUUUUUCCAGUUUUUCACUUAGCUUGUUCUUUUGAGUAUUUUUUCCCCCCAGUAAAACCUUUGGCCCAAUCGAAGAGUGGGCUCACAAGAGGGAGAAAAUCUGGGACCUUUUGGCUUCCCUUAGGCCUCUUUGCACAGCUCAGGACUGUGUCAUUUGGUAUCUGCAAAGAAAUCCUUUUAGAAGUUAGUACCUGGUUGGUGUGAAGUCACGUGGGCUUUAGAUCAACAUGUACUCUGUUAGAAGUCAAGUAGCUGAGGGGGUAAAUAAAAAAAAUUUUUUUGAUAGGAAUAAAAUUUUCUAGCAUUUCUUUAAACAUGUUAAGUGGAUGUAUUUUCCUCCAAAAUAAUAUAGCCUGAUUUUUAAAGGACUGUCAACAUGCCUGAGGUUGGGAAAGGCAGGACUAAAGUUGUACUGAAUGAUACCAAUAAACUCCGUGUUUAGCAGAAAUGCGCAGUCUGAUGGUGUAUGUUUAUCUAACAUAGUCCAGAGAAUUGACACGAGCUGGCUAAAAAUUCAGAUCCUUGGCCUCCUUACCUGCCAGCUAUGUUAUUCCUCAAACACAAGCAGGCAGUGUCCUUCCUCCCUUCAGUGGAUUGUAUAUUUAUUCACUAAACAUUAAAUGACAACGCUGUGUAAGGCAGAUGCUGAGAGAUUUAGAGUCUGGCCAGUCACUGCUGUGGCCUUCCCAGGUGGCGCUAGUGGUAAAGAACCCACUUGCCAAUGCAGAAGAUGAAGAGACACGGGUUCAAUCCCUGGGUGGGGAAGAGCUCCUGGAGAAAAAAAAAAAAAUGGCAACCCACUCCAGUAUUCUAUCCUGGAGAAUCCCAUGGACAGAGGAGCCUGAUAGGCUGUGGCCAUAGGGUCACAAAGAGUCAGACACAACUGAAGUGACUUAGCACACAUGCAUGAAGUCGCAGUUGUAUAUCCUAAAUCUGACAGUGAACUUAAUAAGUAGGAGGCUGGUUUAGACGCUGAGAUAUAUGUGGUGUGAAUUGCUCUGUGAAAUAUAUAACCUCACUUUUAUAGUCAAGCUAGGUUUCUCCCAAACUCCAGAUCUGGGCUUCCUUCUGAUCACUCUACAAGACUCCAUCAUUCACAAAACUACAGUUUUCCCAAGUCUUUAUCAUUUUGUGAUUCUUUGAGAAAGGGCUUUUAGAGAACUUCAGGUUCUGAAACUUUUAGAAAUAAUAAUAAAGCAAAACCUGUGACUCUGGCGUCCCCUCUGGCAUUACUCAGCAGGAGCCACCCACUGCCAAAGUUUGGCGUUCGUCCACCCACUGCCAAAGCUUGGCGUUCGUCCACCCACUGCCAAAGCUUGGUGUUCAUCGACCUUGCAGAUUCAAGGGCUCAUGCGCGGUGUUUCUGUGCAAGGUGCUCCUGCACCAGUCACCCUGCCAGUCGCCAGCUAAGCCCCCUUCCUCUUUGCAACCUUGUUUUUUGCGUCACUUAACUAUUGUACAUUGUUUGGAAUUUAUUAACUUGAGAGGGUGUCUCUGGUUUAUCUAGAAACUGUUUCCACUUCUGGGGGAGAGGGGAAUGAAGGGCAAUCUUUCCGGCUCCAGAACAAUCUGGAUCUCACCCAAGACCAGAAGUUAAACCUUGUUACUGGAAAUGCAUCUGGCAACUUUUUCAGGCAUCUGUGAUUCAGGAAGAUUCUUACUGUCCUGUUACUGUAACACUUUCUAUUGCAAAGUUUGUGUCAAUAAAGUCAU